GAGUAACAAGGCCGAAGUGUUGAUCUUGUUGCGCCGGCCCGCUCGAUACGCCCGAGGCCGUCACUCUCUUUCUUGUUAAUGUUCAAGCGGAAGGGGAGAAAUUUCAUGGCGAUCUUAUUCUCCGCAAAGCCCUCUUCGAUCUCACCGUGUUGCCACUCGAUGCGAUGCUGCGGUGCGCGGGCGCUCUUAGUUCAGAACAAAGGGUGCGAUUUCUCCGGGAAAUUUCGUCCACUUUGAGCGAAUCCGCUUCACGACAGUCUGUGUCGCAAGUUAGCUCGGGUCAGGUCAAGUUCAAUUCAUGAUUUACGGAAGUGUAGAAGCAAAUCUUGAAUCCUUGUUCUGCUAUGACAAGUCUUAUCCAGAGGAGAAUAUAGAGAUGCCUGUUGGUUUGACGAUGGAUAAGAAGGAAAUAGGUAAUAACCCACCUUGCACUGAUUGUGAAGUGAAAGGCGCAGUGUUAUGUGCUACAUGUGAAGGUUCUGGUUUAUAUGUCGACUCAAUCCUAGAGAGCCAAGGAAUCAUUGUGAAAGUUAGGUGCCUGGCUUGUGGAGGUGUUGGCAACAUCAUGUGCUCCAGAUGUGGAGGGCGGGGACACACUGGAUUUCAUCGAACUCGAUGACGCGGAGGCUGCAACAAGCGGCGACAUCAGGAGAUGGAUGGCUGUUGGCGGGCAGCAGCUAGCGUUGCCGGAGGUAGUAGAUCAUCGGUGGUCUACGAGCGACGGGUUGUAGUUGGUGGACAGUGACAGACAUCUCCGGAGGUGACAGCAGAUCAUCAGAUAGGAGGGUGGGUGGUGGGCGGCGGUCGACGGGCAGCGGGUGGCAGUUGACAGGCAGAUGUCGGCGAUCGGCGGAAGGUGGGCAGGGGCGGUUAUCGGCGUAGCGGGGAUGAGAGGAAGAAGUGUGUUUUCUUUUAACUUUAAUAUUUUAAUCAAAAAUUAUAGUAAAUUAAAUCAAUCAACUCCUAAUUAUAGUUGGGAUAAACUAAAUAAAUUUAAAUUUAUCAAAUAAAAUUAUGUAAAC
Zingiber officinale is the source of this 1022-nucleotide messenger RNA. Its product is annotated as protein BUNDLE SHEATH DEFECTIVE 2, chloroplastic-like. Bases 299 to 619 code for a protein of 106 amino acids. The record is from RefSeq and is a predicted model, not a curated record. NCBI's taxonomy places the organism in Eukaryota, Viridiplantae, Streptophyta, Magnoliopsida, Zingiberales, Zingiberaceae. The transcript is spliced from 4 exons.